AUGCUCGGUUAUCCCGCUCACUUCGGUCAAAUGGAAUGCUUGAAACUGGUUGCCAGCCCUAAAUAUGCAGACAAACGCUUGGGUUAUCUUGGCAUUAUGUUACUCAUCGACGAAAAAACCGAAAUCUUGACAUUGGUCACCAACAGUUUGAAAAAUGACCUGAAUCACAGCAAUAUGUAUAUCGUAGGAUUGGCACUCUGUACAUUAGGUAACAUUUCAUCUUCGGAGAUGGCGCGAGAUUUGUGCUCCGAAGUGGAGAAGCUCCUUGGAAGCUCCAAUACAUAUAUACGCAAAAAGGUUGCCAUUUGUGCUUUGCGUAUUAUUCGCCGAGUGCCCGAACUGUAUGAGAAUUUCAUUCCCAAAGCCAAAGGGUUGCUAAAUGAUCGCAGCCAUGGUGUGCUUAUUUCGGGUAUCACACUCAUCUCCGAGAUGUGCCAACAAAAUCCCCAGAUUGUGCCUGUAUUCCGGAAGGCCAUUCCUCUCUUAGUGCGCCAUUUGAAGAAUUUGGUUACAGCAGGCUAUUCUCCCGAGCAUGAUGUUACCGGUGUCACGGAUCCAUUUUUGCAAGUGAAAAUUCUUCGUCUUCUACGUAUUCUCGCGAAAAACGAACCCGAAGUUGAUGAUGCAUUGAAUGACAUCCUGGCUCAGGUAGCCACCAACACUGAAAGCGCAAAAAACGUCGGCAAUGCUAUCUUGUACGAAACUGUGGUGACCAUCAUGAAUAUCAAGAGCGAAGCUGGUUUGCGUGUGCUUGCUGUGAAUAUUCUCGGCAAGUUCCUGAGCAAUCGUGAUAACAAUAUUCGAUACGUAGCGUUGGAGACACUUAACAAAACCGUGGGUAUCGAAACACAAGCAGUUCAACGCCAUCGCAAUACCAUUCUAGACUGUUUGAGAGAUGGAGAUAUCUCGAUCCGACGACGUGCACUCGAGCUGAGCUUUGCUCUCAUUAAUGAGGGCAAUGUCCGUGUUCUCACCAGAGAGUUACUCGCUUUCCUGGAAAUUGCCGAUGCUGAAUUCAAGCAGAGCAUGACAACCAAGUUGGCUUUAGCUGCUGAUCGAUUUGCUCCUAAUAAGCGAUGGCAUAUCGACACCAUGUUACGUGUACUCAAACUCGCAGGCAAUUAUGUGCGCGAAGAAGUUUUAGCUGGCUUCAUUCGUCUUUUGGCCCAGUCUUCCGACUUUCAGCAAUACACCGCCCAGAAACUUUAUGCAGGUUUGAAAAACGAUAUUUCACAGGAUGGCCUUGUUUUGGCUGGUGUUUGGGUCAUUGGCGAGUACGGCGAUGUUCUCAUUGGCGGUGGUGCUUUUGAAGAAGAUGGUGUGAUGUUGGAUGUAUCGGAUGAGUCGGUGGUGAACCUUUUGGAAUCCAUUAUUAUCGGCCCUUAUGCUACGCAGGUGACCCGAGAAUAUGUAUUGACGGCCUUGAUGAAAUUGACUUCACGCUUGAAUGAUUCCAUGGUGCAAGAUCGCGUGAAGACUCUACUACACAAAUAUAUGACCAGCAUGGAAGUUGAGAUUCAGCAACGUUCUGUGGAAUACACCAAUCUAUUCAAAUUCGAUACCAUCCGUCCUGCCGUUCUUGAACGCAUGCCCGUGCCCGAACCACGCACCAUCAUUCAAACAAAAGACAGCAGUCAUGCCGCAGAACCCGGGCAAUCUCCUGUCACUACUGGACCUUCCGAUCAAGAUCUGUUGUUGGAUCUUAUGGGUGUCGGUACUGCUUCGGCUGGUGUGACCGAGGACGCAGCAAGUACUUCGCCACAGUUGCCGCAAAGUAGCGCGUCUACCUCACAGCAACCGCAGAAUAUGGAUCUCUUGGCCGAUAUUUUCGGCUCUUCCUCGAUUUCUUCGACGCAGCCUGAUCCCGCGCCUGCUGCUCCCUCUACAAUGGGUGGCGGCUCUCUUUUAGAUUUACUUGGCUCGGCCCAAGAAUCGCCUCAGAAUAACUCCAUGUCUGCAGCCGCCAGCCCUAGCUUAGACGUGUUCGCUUCUCUAGAAAAAUCUUCACCAACACAACCUACACCAUCCGCAGCCAGUUUGCCAGGUUACAGCGCCUAUUCAAAGCAUGGCUUUUCGAUCCAUCUAGUACCCUCUCGAGACCGCAAUAACCCGGCGAUUUUGAAUAUUCAAGUACUCUUUGCAUGUGAUAGCCAGACUGAUAUAUCCAAUUUACAAUUCCAAGCCGCAGUACCCAAAAGUCAGAAACUGCAAAUGAACGCCGCCAGCAGCAAUACCGUACGACGUAAUACGACAGAAAAGCAGAUGAUGCGCAUCAAUAAUCCACAAAACGUGAGUGUGUUCUGUGAGACGGUUUUUGGUUAG
This is a messenger RNA of Radiomyces spectabilis, 2322 nucleotides long. RefSeq names its product adaptin N terminal region-domain-containing protein. Bases 1 to 2322 code for a protein of 773 amino acids. NCBI's taxonomy places the organism in Eukaryota, Fungi, Mucoromycota, Mucoromycetes, Mucorales, Radiomycetaceae. The transcript is spliced from 9 exons. Gene Ontology annotation, biological process: receptor-mediated endocytosis; intracellular protein transport; Golgi to vacuole transport. Gene Ontology annotation, molecular function: clathrin-cargo adaptor activity. The record is from RefSeq and is a predicted model, not a curated record. Gene Ontology annotation, cellular component: Golgi apparatus; AP-1 adaptor complex; membrane coat.